AUGAAGGAGACUGCCGAGAACUACCUCAGCAAGCCCAUCAAGAACGCUGUCGUUACCGUCCCCGCCUACUUCAACGACUCCCAGCGUCAGGCUACCAAGGACGCCGGUCAGAUCGCUGGUCUGAACGUCCUCCGUGUCGUUAACGAGCCUACUGCCGCCGCCCUUGCCUACGGUCUGGAGAAGGAGGCCGACCGUGUUGUCGCUGUCUACGAUCUUGGUGGUGGUACCUUCGAUAUCUCCGUCCUGGAGAUCCAGAAGGGUGUGUUCGAGGUCAAGUCUACCAACGGUGACACCCACCUUGGUGGUGAGGACUUCGAUAUCAGCCUUGUCCGCCACAUCGUCCAGCAGUUCAAGAAGGAGUCCGGCCUUGACCUCUCUGGCGACCGUAUGGCCAUCCAGCGUAUCCGUGAGGCUGCCGAGAAGGCCAAGAUCGAGUUGUCCUCUUCCCUCCAGACUGAGAUCAACCUGCCCUUCAUCACUGCUGAUGCCAGCGGUGCCAAGCACAUCAACCACAAGAUGACCCGUGCCAACCUCGAGUCCCUGGUUGACCCUCUGAUCAGCCGCACCGUCGAGCCCGUCCGCAAGGCCCUGAAGGAUGCCAACCUCCAGUCCAACGAGAUCCAGGACAUCAUCCUGGUCGGUGGUAUGACCCGUAUGCCCAAGGUCACCGAGUCCGUCAAGUCCAUGUUCGGCCGUGAACCCGCCAAGUCCGUCAACCCCGACGAGGCUGUUGCCAUCGGUGCCGCUAUCCAGGGUGCCGUCCUGGCCGGUGAGGUUACCGACGUUCUGCUGCUUGACGUCACCCCCCUCUCUCUCGGUAUCGAGACCCUGGGUGGUGUCUUCACCCGUCUGAUCAACCGUAACACCACCAUCCCCACCAAGAAGUCCCAGGUCUUCUCCACCGCUGCCGACUUCCAGACUGCUGUCGAGAUCAAGGUCUUCCAGGGUGAGCGUGAGCUUGUCAAGGACAACAAGCUGCUCGGAAACUUCCAGCUUGUUGGCAUCCCCCCUGCCCACCGUGGUGUUCCCCAGGUCGAGGUUACCUUUGACAUUGACGCCGACUCCAUCGUCCACGUCCACGCCAAGGACAAGUCCACCAACAAGGACCAGUCCAUCACCAUCGCUUCCGGCUCCGGUCUCUCCGACGCUGAGAUCCAGUCCAUGGUUGACGAUGCCGAGAAGUACGGUGCUCAGGACAAGGAGCGCAAGUCUGCCAUCGAGGCUGCCAACCGCGCCGACUCCGUCGUGAACGACACCGAGAAGGCCCUCAAGGAGUUCGAGGACCGUCUCGACAAGGCUGAGGCUGAGCAGAUCCGUGAGAAGAUUGCCAGCCUCCGUGAGUUCGUUGCCCAGAACCAGUCCGGUGAGGGUACCGCCACCGCCGACGACUUCAAGCAGAAGACCGACGAGCUCCAGAACGCCAGCUUGACCCUCUUCGACAAGAUGCACAAGGCUCAGUCCGAGCAGCAGCAGCAGUCCCAGGGCGGCGAAGCCGGCCAGCAGGGCGAGAACAAGGCCUAA
This is a messenger RNA of Aspergillus melleus, 1521 nucleotides long. Its product is annotated as Hsp70 ATPase ssc1. The record is from RefSeq and is a predicted model, not a curated record. The transcript has a single exon. The coding region runs from base 1 to 1521 and encodes 506 amino acids. Gene Ontology annotation, cellular component: cytoplasm; mitochondrion. NCBI's taxonomy places the organism in Eukaryota, Fungi, Ascomycota, Eurotiomycetes, Eurotiales, Aspergillaceae. Gene Ontology annotation, molecular function: misfolded protein binding; ATP-dependent protein folding chaperone; heat shock protein binding. Gene Ontology annotation, biological process: protein refolding; cellular response to unfolded protein.